AUGUUCAGGGAUUCCUUGUCCCUAAAUGAACUCCGGAAAGCCUAUCCUGAACUCUAUCAAUUCAUUUGUCAGACGGAUCCCACCUUCGGAGCCGCUGAUCUCGAAGAAGCCAAAGAAGAAGUCUCCCGGUCGAAAUUGGGCAAGGGUCUAAAAGACCAGGACUUUGACCAUGGUUUUGAUGUUUCUCAGCUUUUAAAGGAGUCGAAUUCAGUCACUUCUCUCUUGACCAUACGAAAAGCCAUGUCUUCGAUUUUUGAGUGCUUAAACACUGUACAUGUCCAGAAGACCCUGAAACUACGCCUUGAAAUACGGGACCUGUGCUCCCGUCUUCAGAGUCUGCAGACGAGCCGCGAGACGGACCAACGUGAGAUCUACCGACUGCAGCGUGAGAACGAUAGAUGUCGCAGGGAGUUGGCGCAGCAGGCUUCACGCUACGAGGAUCGCAUCACCGAGUUGCAUGGCGUUCUGGAGGAGUUGAAACGCAAGGCCUCGGAGAUGCAGAACUCCAACUCAACCAACAACGCCACCGUUGAUGUAAACGACCUGGUCGAGGUCAGCGACAGUGACGGCGAGACCGACGCACCCGAUGCGGAGGCUGCCUGCACAUUAUCCGAAUUCUCUGCACCUGAGUCCGUAUUACACCCGUCUAUCGGCCUGGAGGACAGAUCUAAGCCUCUGAUCGGAUGGGACGAAAAGGCCUCACUCUUUGCCCGUUGUCCCCAAGUUUCAUGUGGUUCAGCAACCUUUUCCAUAAAGGUAAAAUAA
Echinococcus granulosus is the source of this 765-nucleotide messenger RNA. RefSeq lists its product as hypothetical. The transcript is spliced from 3 exons. The record is from RefSeq and is a predicted model, not a curated record. Lineage: Eukaryota; Metazoa; Platyhelminthes; Cestoda; Cyclophyllidea; Taeniidae. The coding region runs from base 1 to 765 and encodes 254 amino acids.